AUGUUUUCGGUUAGGGGUGGUUUUUUGGCAUACACUCUCAAUUGUUCGGUCACCUCCUAUAAUGUCUCUUACACAUGGAUCAACGGCACGAUCAAGUCGUUCGACUAUACUGCCACGCGGAACGGCAGCAUCACCGAGCUGUCUCAUGGCAUGCAAGCGGUCGGCAUCCCCAGCCUGUCUCAAGCUCAAAGUGUCGCUAGCCUGUCAUCCACCGCGGCUGGCCUUGCUCGGAGCUUCGCAAACUCGCAUUCUGCGGACUCGUUGACUUUAAUUGGCAGCGUGAUGUCCCCGAGGACGAACAUGGCCGAAGCUACACGCAAGGAUAUGCUCAUCACGAAGAUGAGCACGGCUGCCUUUGGGUUUCUUGUUGGCAGUAACUUGCUGUACGUCGUAUUUGGCUUGGUGCUGCUCGUCCGUGCAUGGCGGCACAAUUCUCCCGUUGCAAGGGAUAUGGUGGCGCGGUUGAGCGUCGAGGGUAUCUCAGCCAUGGCAUUCGAGGAUACCAUUGAGAAGAGAGUCCGCAGAGUAGACGAUGCCAAGGAUAUGUUUGAAGAGAGUCGCAUUGGCGAUUCCAGCAGGAAGGUCGGAUUGAAAGCGUUCCCCGGUGGUGGACAUGUUAUGUUUAUCGACCAACCUCGACUUUGA
Molecule: messenger RNA, 645 nt
Organism: Exophiala xenobiotica
Lineage: Eukaryota; Fungi; Ascomycota; Eurotiomycetes; Chaetothyriales; Herpotrichiellaceae
Exons: 1
Coding region: 1-645 (214 amino acids)
Source: RefSeq, a predicted model, not a curated record